AUGAUUACUUCAGAAGACAUCAGAAGAACCGCCAUCAAAUUCUUUUCAGUUACGAAUUACCUGAAGGAAGGGUUUGUAGUCGUGGGAGGAAAGAAGAUGGAUGGUGAAACGACUCAAUGGCACAGAUUGAGCACAGCAGCACGGGCCGUGCGCAAGGAGACGGAAUCCUUCGACCUGACGCAAGCCAAGUCAUUCGUCUGCGCAGAGCUGGGCGCAGACGCUGCUAGCCAUACCGAAUUUGAGAAACAGAUCUACGAGAUUUGGACAGCUAGAACUUUGUACUCUGCGGCUCACAUGCUCGCCGACCAGAUCAGAACGGACUCGAAACUAGUCGAGGUAUCCUGGUGCAGUUGUGAUGACCCGGAUUGCGAGUUUAGUACAAAGAAGAGCAUGAUGCAGAUCUACCACAAGGAGACCUACAUCGACAAGAAGAAGCCGCACCGUGUAUACAGCGAUAUCUUCGACCUCAUAGAAUGCAUGCGGAACGACAUGGGAUACUUAGGAGGGCUACGAACACUCGUCCAUGAUACCGCUAGAAAAUUCUUCCGCUGCCAGGCAGGCGGGGGAAACGAGGACCAGGGCAGGGACAAGAAAGAUUUCAUAGAGAUCCCCAUUCAGCUGAAGGGGUACAAAUGGGAGGAUUAUCGCUUUGGUAAAGGUGAUUCGAUGUCUUCGCCGGUAGAUCGAUACGGCACCGGCCCCGACUUCAGUGCAAGCAGCAUCCGACCGCAGGAUCUUGACUCAGCAAGCCUAAGUUCCGGAGUCAUCGUUCAACGAUCAAACGAAGUGACCAUCCGUCAUCUGCUCGACUCCCGCGCCUGCGCAGACGCGACGACCAUGUGCGAUUUGGAAAAGGUCAAAGCGAAAGCUAACGAGAUACUCAGUAUCAAAUACUACAUCCGCCGUGAGAAUGGGCAGAACCCGGAGGAGACCCUCUCAGACCAGACAAAGACGUUGUGGUCCUACCUGAAGAUGCUUUCAUUCACACCAUCUCUCACGCUUCCUCCUACAUUGGGCCAGCUCAAGAAGGAUCUCACUCGAGAGUAUGGAUCCCCCUCUGUCGCAGCAGCAGAGGGAAUGAUCUUUCAGCUGUGGCUUACCAGGAAUGUCUGUGCGAUUGCCGACAUGCUUGUCGAGCAGCUCUGGGCCGAUCGCAACCUCGAUCGUGAUGAGGAAGAAAGGAAAAUGUUCUUGAGGAUACUUGAGUCGGUAUCGGAGCUAGAUCCGGUUGUCGAUGAAACACUACAAAUGUGGUGUGAAGCUAUGUGCGAAGUGAAGUUUCUCCUACGGAAAGCUCGACCCGAACCUCCUGUGCAAGAUGAUGAGAUCGAAGAUGCCCUUGUUGUCUUCAGGGAGCACAAUUGGCAGACCUUCAUUACGGCUGAGGAAGCUGGGCAGUGGGAUCCCUCAACCACUUUUUCUGACAAUGAUGAAAGCAGGGACUGGAGCUCCGUUCAUUCCCAGUCCACCCUCGAAGGCUCUUUCCAUCAGCAUCUGGAAGGGGCUGAGCAGGCCUCGGAGUCUACGGGUCGACCACCGACUACUCAAGCAUGUUAG
Messenger RNA from Filobasidium floriforme, 1557 nucleotides. RefSeq lists its product as uncharacterized. NCBI's taxonomy places the organism in Eukaryota, Fungi, Basidiomycota, Tremellomycetes, Filobasidiales, Filobasidiaceae. The record is from RefSeq and is a predicted model, not a curated record. The transcript is spliced from 3 exons. The coding region runs from base 1 to 1557 and encodes 518 amino acids.